AUGCUGCUGUGUGGAUUGCUCCCGGCUCCUCGAGGAUUCUGGGCGCCGGGGCUAGCAUCGCGGAGGCAGAAGCGCACGGCUGCAGCAACGGCAUUCUUUGCUCCGGCUUUUGCGUCGCGGCCAUACACGGCUGUGCUGAUCGUCCCGACUGGAACUGGGGCCUGCAUUGGCGGAUACGCAGGCGAUGCUCUCCCCGUCGCCAGAGCUCUGGCUUCCAUCGUCGAUUGUCUCAUCACACAUCCAAAUGUGCUGAAUGGAGCUAUGCUUUACUGGCCGAUGAGCAACGCCUUGUACGUCGAAGGCUACGCUCUCGAUCGGUUUGCCGCUGGUGCCUGGGGCCUCAGCCCCGUCCACCGGAACAAAGUCGGUCUCGUCCUCGACGCCGGGAUUGAGCAGGAUUUGCGACUGAGACAUCUACAAGUGGCUGAUGCUGCUGCUGCAACUCUUGGAACUUCGAUUUUCGAGCACGUCGUCACUGACGCAUCACUCCAGGUUGAGAAGUGGAUCGAUGACAAAACCGGUGCUUCUACUGGUCGCAUUGCCCGCUCUGAUUCUUUGCUACGAGCUGUGGAGAAACUUGUCAGAGAUGCUGCGAUCGAUGCUGUAGCCGUGGUAGCACGCUUUCCAGACGACGAUGUGGAGGUGUUGAAAGACUAUAGGCAAGGUCAGGGUGUCGAUGCUCUGGCUGGAGUCGAGGCUGUGAUUAGUAAAAUGGUGGUGAGUGAGUUUCACAUCCCUUGCGCGCACGCACCAGCAUUGGCUCCUUUGCCAUUCGAUUCGUCUGUUUCUCCUAGAUCUGCCGCGGAAGAGAUUGGAUACACCUUUCUUCCUAGCGUUCUCGCGGGAUUAAGCAAGGCUCCUCAAUAUGUUAGCAGGGACAGCGAUCACAGACCUCACCGGAUAUGGGCCGAGGACGUCGAUGCAGUGCUAGUGCCGGUGAACGCCUGUGGAGGCGACGGAGUUCGUGCAUUCAGUAAAAAGGCUCGACAAAAGCCUCUGAUUAUUGCUGUGGAGGAGAACGUGACCGUCUUGAAUGACACUCCGGAGAAGCUACAAAUCGAAGCAGUGAGAGCAGCCAACUAUUGGGAGGCUUUAGGUGUUGUUGCGGCCCACAAAGCGGGAGUGAAUCCCAUGGCACUCAGAAGAGAUGGAGUUCUCCACAACAGGGAAGUCAAGCUUCGACAGGUAGAGAGACUUUGCUCUUCCAGGCAAUGAGAUGAUUCUUUUGCAGAAAACAAGGGCACUAAACUAGACUUUACGAAGCGAUUCUUAACGGUUUGUGCUUCCUUUCUUGUAACUGACACUCAAAAUUAUCGUUUGCUCCUGUCACUACUUCAAGACUAGAGAUAAAGAACUAUACACCCAACUUUUGUGUACGAACUUUUGUGUACGAAGGAUUUCUUUGAUCUGGCAGAGAUGGUGAUGAGCGCAUUUGCAGGACAGGGUGUUGGUUUUGGUAUUGGAAUUGGGUGUGGUUUUGGGAUUGGAUGGGGAUUCGGAGGAGUGUCGAUACCAACAAUGGGACUCGGCAUAGGUGAGUGAGAUCUCUCACGUUUUCUAAUACUUUGCUUUGAAGGUGGUGGAUGUGGGGUGGGGAUUGGGCUUGGCUGGGGAUUUGGAGCAGCGGCACUUGGAUCCCAAUACUUUAACGCCAAGAACGAGUUCGAUCCAGCCACCACAUAUCCACAAGAUAAGUCUGACAAGCACAAACAAAAUCCUUUGACCCAGUCAAAGAGUCAAUGAGAGCGCGAGAAAGUCAACCCUCUAUAAAUUGGAUAGAUUUAAAAGCUGCCAUGGUAGAAUUGCGGCUGACUUGCUUCCACGAAGAGAGAAAUCUCUGUCUCUACACAGGCCGCAAGGGUCUCGUGGUCGCGGCAUUCACUCACCGACACCCAACCAAACCAAUCGGUGGAUAAAACGCGGUUGACCCCCAUGUCAACGCGCGUCAACGCGACGAUCAUUUCCCUGGGCUCUAUAAAACAUUGCUCGAUCCUCCAAA
Selaginella moellendorffii is the source of this 1999-nucleotide messenger RNA. RefSeq lists its product as uncharacterized. Bases 1 to 1215 code for a protein of 404 amino acids. The transcript is spliced from 10 exons. Lineage: Eukaryota; Viridiplantae; Streptophyta; Lycopodiopsida; Selaginellales; Selaginellaceae. The record is from RefSeq and is a predicted model, not a curated record.